Molecule: messenger RNA, 2157 nt
Organism: Coccinella septempunctata (seven-spotted ladybird)
Lineage: Eukaryota; Metazoa; Arthropoda; Insecta; Coleoptera; Coccinellidae
Gene: gwl
Product: serine/threonine-protein kinase greatwall
Exons: 1
Coding region: 35-1753 (572 amino acids)
Biological process (GO): intracellular signal transduction; peptidyl-serine phosphorylation
Cellular component (GO): nucleus
Molecular function (GO): ATP binding; protein serine/threonine kinase activity
Source: RefSeq, a predicted model, not a curated record
CUUUGAAAAGGUAAUCCGUUUAAAAAUAAAAACAAUGUCCUUUGAUAACUCAGGCACUGCCAAACCUCCUGAUAUUAAUGACUUCGUUAUAAUUAAACCCAUCAGUAAAGGCGCAUUUGGAAAAGUGUUUUUAGGCCAUAAGAAAACGAAUAACAAAGUGAUGUAUGCUAUUAAGGUGAUGAAAAAGCAUGAAAUGGUUAACAAAAAUAUGGUAACUCAAGUUGUGAAUGAAAGAAAUGCUUUGGCCCUAACUAAUUGCCCUUUUUGUGUGAAAUUAUAUUAUUCUCUGCAAACAUCUACAUCUAUUUAUCUGGUCAUGGAAUUUAUGGUUGGUGGCGACUUGAAAUCAUUGCUUAGCGUAUAUGGUUUUUUUGAUGAAGCAAUGGCCACUUUCUAUGUUGCAGAAGUUUGUUUGGCUCUUCAGUAUCUACAUAGUCAUGGAAUAAUCCAUAGAGAUAUAAAGCCAGAUAAUAUGUUGCUUUCUAAGGAAGGACAUGUGAAGUUAACAGAUUUUGGAUUAUCAAAGGUGCAAGUCCAUAGGGAUUUAGAAAUUACUGAUUUUGAAAGCAAUACACCUAAUUUAUGUGCUCGAACUCCUGGACAACUUUUGAGUUUAACUUCUCAUCUCAGUUUUGGUUCAGGAAACUCUAAAUAUGUUACUGCUCAUACCAACCCUAAUAAUGACUCCACAUCAGACUCUUUUAGUAUUUUAGAAUCACAAAAUAAUUCAUCUGUUCUUAAAGAAAGCAAUAAGAUUAAUUUCUCUUCAAAGGAUGAUUCAUCAAAGCAACAAAUUGCUUUAUCUGGAGUUAAUUACUUAUCACCUGAGUUCACGAAAAACUCAACUGGAACAGAAUGUAGUUCAUAUCACACAUGUAACUCAACCAAGGAUAAUAGUGAAAAUAUAACUAAUGUAUCUGAAUUUUCACCUAUUAGUCGAGGAAUACCUACAAGAUAUGGAUUAAGUAAUAUGAGAGCAAAACGCAAAUUACGUUCCCCCUCUCCAUCUAACUCAUGCAAGACCUAUGUAAGAACAGGCUUGUCAGGUCAGAUGGAAAUUUUGAAAUUGGAGAAAACUAGUCCAAUGAAAGGAGGAGUAACAUUUUCAACUCCUGUAUCAACAGAUAAAUCAAAAAUGAAAACAACAAGGUUUGAAUUACCAAAAAGCACUCAAGAGAAUCAAAGGCUUUCUAGUAGUAGAGGAGGUAACAAUGUAGUCAGUCCCAUAUCACAACCCGGAGAAAUUACACCAAAGACUCCAAGAACUCCUUACCGAACCCCAAAAUCUGUAAGAAGAGCCAGGUGGAGUUCAGACCAAAGAGUUUUAGGUACUCCUGACUAUCUUGCUCCUGAAUUGUUGAUGAGACAGGGCCAUGAUUGUGCAGUCGAUUGGUGGGCAUUGGGAGUAUGCCUUUACGAAUUUGUUACUGGCUUUCCCCCAUUUAAUGACUCUACUGCUAAGAAAGUGUUUAAAAAUAUAUUAGGACAUAACAUUGAAUGGCCAACAGGUGAAGAAGCCCUAUCAGUAGAAGUUAUUGAUGCUAUUGAAUCUCUAUUGAAUCAUGAUCCUGAGGAAAGACCUAAAGCCAAGGAAGUGAUGGAGAUGGAAGCAUUCAAAAAUAUUGAUUGGGAUAACUUGCUAUCAAUGAUUCCACCUUUUGUUCCUGAUCCAUUUGACCCUCAGGAUACAGGGUACUUCCAAGCAAGAAAUGAAUUGUUAAAUUUCAAUCUUUCAAAUUAUGAAAUCAGUUGAAUUCUUUUUCGUUAGUUUCACAUCUGUAAAUAACUUUUAUGAACAUAGGUAAUAGUUAUUUUAAGAAAUUGAGUAUUUUUAUUUAUUACUAUUUAUUAUUUGUAGUGGCAGUCUUUUCUUUUGAAUUGUUGUAGUUUUGGUUGAUUCUCAACAGUCUACAUUCUGGUAUUGAUAAGGAUAUGUUGGUUGAAAUGUUUUCGCUUUGCCCUCAUUUUCCUUAGGUUCCAGUGCAUAUUAUACCAACUAACAGGGUCUUUUGUAGCAUAUAAUUAUUUCAGACAACACACAUUAGUUUUGAAUUUGAAAAGUAAUAUAUUUUAUUCUAACACUUGAUUAUUGAGUUUAUUUUAAGAAAUUGAUUGUAAAACAUGAAUGUAGCUAAAAAUUAAACAUGUAUAAUGAAA